Messenger RNA from Lepus europaeus (European hare), 4362 nucleotides. Its product is annotated as zinc finger protein 260-like. Gene Ontology annotation, biological process: regulation of DNA-templated transcription. Bases 343 to 2487 code for a protein of 714 amino acids. The transcript has 4 exons. Lineage: Eukaryota; Metazoa; Chordata; Mammalia; Lagomorpha; Leporidae. The record is from RefSeq and is a predicted model, not a curated record.
UUUCCCAGAGUCGCCAGGUGCUCUGACGUUUUCCGUGCGUGGGAAUGUGGGAGAGCGCGCGCGUGCCCGCCGCCCUUGUGGCUCCUAGUUGGGAACUGCUCAGCGUGGGCCCAGAGAGGCCGCGCUGCUCCUUCUCCCACAUUCACCGCGUGUCUUGCUCUGCAAGUGCAGUCCCAGGCCGUUUGCGAACACACGCCGCAAGCCUGCCCCCCGCUGCUUCUGUGCCUCUGCAUCUGCCGCCCGUGGGUCCCAGGAGCCGGGGACUUUUCCUGUCUCACACUCUCCGCUUGCUCCCCUUGUGUCCUGCAGAAGGGGGACGUGCUCCCAGGACUUUCCACGGUGAUGAUAGCAUUUGAAGAUCUAGCUAUGUACUUUACCUGGGAGGAAUGGCAGAAAAUGAACAAUGCUCAGAAAAUCCUGUACAGAGAUGUGAUGCUGGAGACCUACAACAGCCUGUUCUCCUUGGGGUCCUGCAUUACCAAACCUGACUUGAUCAUCAAGUUAGAGCAAGGAGCAGAGCCAUGGAUGGUGGAAGAAUACCUAAAUGAGAGCCUUCCAGUUGCCAUGAAAAGGGAUGACAUGAUUACAACCAACCAGGAAAGUCAGGACAAAAAUCUGAAUCAAGAUGUUAUGAAAAAUAGCAAGACAUCAGCUCCCAACAGAGUUGAAUUAAGAAAAAUACUUAAUUUAAGUUCAAGCCAUAUUCCAAAACUGUUUAUCAAAAAGGGAAACUAUUCAGGAUUAAAACCUGAGGAAUGCAAUGUAUGUCACAACAGGUAUCUCCCCAGUGGGCCUGAUCAACUACAGGCUGGAGAGACAUUUGAUGCCACUAAAGUACCCUGGGACUGUCUCCAGUUCUAUGAGCCUCUCAGUCAGCAUCACAAGAUUCAUAAUGUGAAGCAGCCAUUUGAACGUAUUGUACAAGGAAAAGUCUUUACAGAAAAGAUGUUCUGUAAAUCUGAGAGGGUUCAUAUGGAAGACAUCUGUAAUAAAUCAACUGUCACUGUUGGAGAGACAACUCAAAUAGAAAAAGCUUACCAUGAAAAUUCCAACCUCAGUAUGCAUCAACAAGCCAACACAAGGGAGAAAUUUUAUGAAUAUAUUAGGUAUGUUGAACCUGUCAUUUACCAAUCACAUCUUGCAAUAAAUCAGAGACUACAUAUAGAGAAAAAACCCUACACAUGUAAACUUUGUGGAAAAUCAUUCAGUUCUAAAUCCUGCCACACCACUCAUCACAGUACUCACAUACAGGAAAACCCAAAUGUGUGUAAUGAAUGUGGAGAAACUACUUACAAGAAGUCAGAUCUAAUUACACAUCAGAAAAUUCACACAUGGAAGAAACCUCAUGAAUGUACUGAGUGUGGAAAAGCCUUUUUCCAGAAAUCAUACCUCAUAGCACAUCAGAGAAUUCACACAGGGGAGAAACCUCAUGAAUGUAAUGACUGUGGAAAAGCCUUUGGCCAUAAGUCAGAUCUCAUCAAACAUCAGAGAAUUCACACAGGAGAGAAACCUUAUGCAUGUAAUGACUGUGGAAAAGCCUUUGGUCGUAAGUCAUACCUAAUAAGACAUCAGAAAAUUCACACAGGGGAAAAACCUUAUGAAUGUAAUGACUGUGGAAAAGCCUUUGGCAAUAAGUCACACCUCAUAUCACACCAGAGAAUUCACACAGGGGAGAAACCUCAUAUAUGUAAUGACUGUGAAAAAGCCUUUGGCAAUAAGUCACAACUCAUAACACAUCAGAGAAUUCACACUGGGGAGAAACCUUAUAAAUGUAAUGACUGUGGAAAAGCCUUCGGCCAAAAGUCAACCCUCAUCAUACAUCAGAGAAUUCACACAGGGGAGAAACCCUAUGAAUGCAAUCACUGUGGGAAAGCCUUUGGCCAAAAGUCAGCCCUCAUCAAACAUCAGAGAAUUCACACGGGGGAGAAACCUUACGAAUGCAAUGACUGUGGAAAAGCUUUUGUCCGUAAGUCACAACUCAGAAUGCAUCAGAGUAUUCACACAGGAGAGAAACCUUAUGAAUGUAAUGACUGUGGAAAAGCGUUCUGCAAUAAGUCAAAACUCAGAAUGCAUCAGAUAAUUCACACAGGGGAGAAACCUUAUGCGUGCAAUGACUGUGGAAAAGCCUUUUGCUAUAAAUCAUACCUUGUCUCACACCAGAGAAUUCACACUGGGGAGAAACCUUAUAAAUGUAAUGACUGUGGCAAAGCCUUUGGCCAAAAGUCAACCCUCAUCAUACAUCAGAGAAUUCACACAGGGGAGAAACCUUAUGAGUGCAAUGACUGUGGAAAAGCCUUUCUGUGCAAGUCAACCCUCAUCAAACAUCAAAGGAUUCACACAAGGUUGAAACCUUAUGAAUGUAAUGUCUGUGGAAAAGCUUUUGCCCGUAAGUCACAACUCAGAAUGCAUCUGAAAAUUCACAGAGGGAAGAAACCAUAUCAAUGUAAUGACUUGAAAAAUCUUUUACCCUCAUUGCAUAUCAUCUAAUUAAAUGGGAAGAAAUCCUAUGAAUGUAAUGCAUUUCAAAAAGCUUUUAUUCAGAAGUAACACUUCAUAAAAAUGAGAGAAUUCACAUGAGGGAGAAACCUUAUGACUGUAAUGAUCGUUGGAAAGCUCUUUGCCAAAAUCACACUAUACAACAUCAGAGAACUCACAAGGGGAGAUUUGUGAAUGUUAUAAAUGUGGGAAAGUCUUUUGUCAGAAGUAAUACCUCAUAACACAUCAUGGAAUUCAAACAAGAGAGAGACUUUAUGAAUAUAAUGAAUGUGGAAGGGCUUUUUUCCAAAGUCAAUACAACCAUUGUGACUAAGCCUUUUACUGGAAAUCACACCCCAUACAACAGGGAUUGCCAUAAAGGGGAAAGGUUAUAAAGUUUAUUAUUGUCACAAAAAGCCAUUUGUCAGAAAUCAGUAAUUAUAAAUCAGAGCAUUCACAAAGGGGGUUUCUUAGGAGUGUAAUACAUGUGGAAAUUAUUCCCUGGAAUUCAGGCUUGCAUAAAUAUAGAAUUCACUAAAGUUGAUGUCCUUCAAAUGAAGCAAAUAUGAGAAAACCCUUAGUCAGAAAUUAAACAUCAACAACACCAGAGAAUUAAUAAAGAAAAAAAACAAUUUAAUGAAUGUGAAAAAAUUUCCCUGCCACAAAUCAGUUGUCAAUUCACAUGAAGAGACUCAGAAAUGAGAAAACAUUCAUACAUAGAAAAGUUUUGUACCAUGAGUCAUCUCUCAAUUGUUAACUGAGAACUUGCACAAAGGAAAAAUCCUAUGAAUGCAUUACAAUUGGAAAAACCUUUACUGUAAGGCAAACUUCCACAAAACAAGAUUACAGAGAGAAGCUCUGAAAAUGUAAUGUGUUUAGAAUUCUUUGCUGGAAUCACACCUUUGCAAGUAUUAGGCAAUUCACAUGAUGAAUUGUGAUAUAGAGUGGUUAACCAUUCUUCAGAAAUUCUUUUUCGUAUGCAACCUGUAGUUUUUGUUUCUCAUUGUGAUUGGAACCAAGUAUCUGAACUGUGCGCUCGUGUAUAAAUUUUGAUAAGAAAUAUUUUUAAAAAUUGCAACAGUUGAGCAACAGUUAUUGCAAUAUUUAUUUGGAAUACCAUCUUCAUCAAUUACAAAGUUAUUUGAUGAAUAGCAGUUUUGUUGUCUACCCAGGAUUCUUUCCCCACAUUAUUGUACUGCAAACCAGUGAUGUGUCCAUAGGCAUGUCAACUGACACAUGUGGCAGCCAUAAUACUGUACUCCAGCCUAGCAUGGUGAGUAUCAUGUCCAGCAAAAGGGAAUGAGCUUGUGGUGACCUGUGUACUCAUGAGAAAUUUCAACUUAUCUGUGUGCACAUCUGGAUUAGACUACACUACCCAAGGUCUAUUUGAAUAUUCAAGUAGGUAUUGUUGCACACAUCACCCUCAUUCUUCACAGGGACAACCUCAAGUCUUAAAAAUUGCAAUACUCCUUAUUUCCUGAAUCUUCCUGUAUUACUGAGUAUAUAAUCCCUUUUAAGUCUUUCAUUCCUGUUCCUCCUUUUCUAAUUUUCUUUCCUCACUUCCCUAUUGCCCAGAGACAAGAACUUGGAAUAAAUAAAUAAAUCUUUAAAAACAAAAGGAAAAAUAUUGCAUGUAUACUUGCAAAAAUUGUGCAUUCUCUUUCUGAAUGAAUUGAGGUAAGUGAGUGAGUGUGUGUGUUCUAUGUUUUUUCAGUGUGUUUUACUUGUUCUAUCCUUUAUUCCAAGUGCUAUAUUGUCAUUUUCAGGUACUGCUAUUGUCCAGUCCACUCUGUUUAUCUUUGUUCUUUUUUCAUUAACUGUUCCACAUGUUUCCUUAGAAAUAUGUGUUUCUGUAAUUGUAUUUUGACCAUAUUUGUUGAUGUUUUU